Brassica napus (rape) is the source of this 1981-nucleotide messenger RNA. RefSeq names its product bZIP transcription factor 29. Gene Ontology annotation, molecular function: DNA-binding transcription factor activity. Bases 338 to 1675 code for a protein of 445 amino acids. Gene Ontology annotation, biological process: regulation of DNA-templated transcription. The record is from RefSeq and is a predicted model, not a curated record. NCBI's taxonomy places the organism in Eukaryota, Viridiplantae, Streptophyta, Magnoliopsida, Brassicales, Brassicaceae. Gene Ontology annotation, cellular component: nucleus. The transcript has 5 exons.
CGCUCUCUCUCUCGUGUCCAAAAAGUCGUUGUCUUUUUCGUUUUUUUUUAACCAUCUUAUCGAGAAAAUUAAAGGGAGAGAAAAUCGCGGAGGGAGAGAAAAAAGAAAUAGGCCCUCCUGUGAUUUCCCAAUUUUCUAGAGAGAGAGAGAGAGAAGAAAAGAGAAGUCUUUAAUUCGAGGUACUCGCCAUUUGCGCCAUUGAUUGAUUGAUUGAAUCUCAAGCUAAGUGCGUUGAAGUUGAGCUUUUUAAAAAGCUAGCUUGAUCUUGUUUUAGGGUAUUCGGAGUGGUGAAAUUUGACUGCAUUAGCCGUUCGGAUCUUGAAGAAGAAGAAUUGAAAUGGGAGAUACAGACACUGAUAUGAUCCACAGACACCAUUCUUCAAUUCCCAAACAGAAGCAUCAGCAGCUGGAAUUAAACCCGAAUAAUCUCAUCCGCUCAUCAGCAUCUCAAUUCUCCAGUGAGAGUGGCAUUUCCAAACGAGUGGGGGUUCCCCCGACAUCUCCCUACUCUCAGAUCCAGAUUCUCAACCCUGGAGCUACUACUACUACUAGUCACUCACGGUCAAUGUCACAGCCUUGCUCUUUCUUCUCCUUGGAUUCAUUGCCUCCCUUGAGCCCUUCUCCCUUCCUCGACGAUCGACUUAACACCAACCCUUCUUCCUUGUUGCCUCCCUUCACCUCUUCUUCUAGAGCCGACAGUCUACCUCCCAGAAAAUCUCACCGGCGCUCCAACAGCGAUAUCCCCACCGGCUUAACUUCCAACCCUUUCGUCAAGAAGGAAGACAUGGAUGAUCUCUUCUCUGCCUACAUGAAUCUCGACAACAUUGAUGCCCUCAACUCCUCCGAGAAUCUUUCUCGGGAUGAUAUGGAGAGCAGCAGAGCGAGCGGCACCAAGACUAAUAGUGACACUGAGGGAGAAACCAGCAGUGUCAAUGGCGAUCAUAACAACAAUAACUUGAAGAGAAGAGCCGGUGGAGGAGACAUUGCUCCUUCCUCCAGACAUUACAGGAGUGUUUCUGUCGACAGUUGUUUCAUCGACAAGCUCUCUUUUCCUGAUGACUCCCUCAAGCCGCCUCCUUCUCCUGGGACCACUAGGAAAGUUUCCCCCACCAAUUCGGUUGACGCUGCUCCAGCAUUUAGCAUCGAGUUUAACAACGGCGAGUUCACUGCAGCUGAGAUGAAGAAGAUCAUGGCCAAUGAUAAACUUGCUGACAUGGCCAUCUCUGACCCUAAGCGUGUCAAAAGAAUCUUGGCGAACCGUCAGAGUGCAGCGCGGUCAAAGGAGAGGAAGAUGCGGUACAUAGUGGAAUUGGAACACAAGGUGCAGACUCUUCAGACCGAGGCUACUACUUUGUCUGCUCAGCUCACCCUUUUGCAGAGAGAUAUGAUGGGGCUGACAAACCAGAACAAUGAGCUCAAGUUUCGUCUUCAAUCAAUGGAGCAGCAAGCAAGACUUCGCGAUGCUCUGAACGAAGCAUUGAAUGGGGAAGUCCAGCGACUGAAACUGGCAAUUGGUGAGAGCAGCCACAGUAACGAAGCUGACAGAUCAAAGAUGCAAUCACUCAACGCAGAGAUGUUCCAGCAACUCAACAUCAGCCAGUUAAGACAGCAGCAGCCUCAGUCUCAGUCUCUGCAGAAUGGAACCCUGUCGACAAAACCUGAAUCGAAUGAAUAGAUCUGGGAGGUGGGGCUGGCUGAAUCAAAGAAUUGGAGUCUUUAGUUUUUUUUUUUUCUUUCUAAGUUGCAUAUCAAUCAGUUAAACAUCAUAUAUCUAUCUAUUUUAUGUGCAGAGUCUGUUGAAUUUACAUAUAUAUCAUUAAGUCCAAGAAGUUAUAAUUUUACAGCAUCAUUAUCUUAGAAAAAAAAAAUUCAAUUUAUGAUAGAUAAAAUAUGGUUGUAAUGGAGACUGAGCAUCAGACAGAGAGAUUCUCUGUUUGUUGUUUUGUAGUUGCGUUUUAUUGAGUUUUGAUUUUUGUCUCUA